UCGGCAGCGUUCAUUUUACAAUCAGCGGUCGAGCAGGCAGUACAAACGCUAAAGAAAAUACCACACAGAGUACUUAUAUACCUACCAUAGAAUUCGAGUUCUGAACGCGACCAGAAAAUAUUGUUUGUGAAACGUAACGAGAUUACAAAGGAGAUUCCAGUUUUCUAAAUUAGUUUUGAUUCGCGAUUUUUGCGACAUAAUUCGUAAUAAAGCGUGAAAGUUAGAUUUGCAUAACCAGAAGAAGCGCCGCGCAUCUCAGGCGAUUAUAUAAUUGCUAAAAUCGAUUGAACAAGAGUAUCUUCAUCUCCAUUCGCAAAAUGACGGGUUACAAGGUGGCCAAUGGCAAUGGCACAACUAAUGGAAGCUCGAAUGGAAAGACCAAUGGCAACUCCAAUGGACACAGCCAGUCGGCGGAGUACACAGCCCAGGAGAAUCCCACAAUGUGCUCCCGCGACUGUUGCUCCGGACCAGGUGGCUCCCACAAAGGCAACACCUGUACGGAUAAGAAAGGCGGCAAAGGGGGAAGUCUCACUGGCGAGAAGAUCAUACCCACUCCACAGAGUCUGCUCGGAAAUGGAAAAAUCCUAUGCGAAAUUACGCCCGAAGAAUUGAGGGCCUUGCGGGUUCUCAACGAAGACACGUAUCCCUAUGAGGUCAUCGAGGAGAUCGCCGAUUUCAUCACCAAGGGCUCCGGCAUGCGUCCCAAGAUCGGCAUCAUUUGCGGCUCUGGGCUCGGCUCUCUGGCCGAUAUCAUCCAGGACCCGAAGAUCUUCGAGUACGAGAAGAUUCCCAACUUCCCGGUGUCCACAGUGGAGGGCCAUGCCGGACGACUGGUGGUCGGCACUCUGGAGGGAGCCACUGUAAUGGCGAUGCAGGGCAGGUUCCACUUCUACGAGGGAUACCCCUUGGCCAAGUGCUCGAUGCCGGUGCGAGUGAUGAAGCUGUGCGGAGUGGAGUACCUGUUCGCCACCAAUGCAGCGGGUGGCAUCAAUCCGCGUUUCGCGGUGGGCGACAUUAUGCUGAUGCAUGACCAUGUCAAUAUGCUGGGCUUUGCGGGCAACUCUCCCCUCCAGGGACCCAAUGAUCCCCGCUUUGGACCCCGUUUUCCCGCCUUGGUUAACUCUUACAACAAGGACCUGAUCAACAAGGCCAUCGAAAUAGGCAAGGCCAUGGGUAUUGAGUCGAAUAUCCAUGUGGGCGUCUACUCCUGCCUGGGAGGUCCCAACUACGAGACCAUCGCCGAGCUGAAGGCUCUGCGGAUGAUGGGCGUGGAUGCGGUGGGCAUGUCCACCGUCCACGAGGUCAUCACUGCCCGGCACUGCGACAUGAAGGUGUUCGCCUUCAGCCUGAUCACGAAUAAGUGCGCCACCGAGUACAGCGAUAAGAAGGAUGAGGAGGCCAACCACGAGGAGGUCAUGGCUGUGGCCAAGAACAGACAGAAGGCCUGCUGCGAACUGGUCGCCCGACUCAUCCGGGAAAUCCACUCGGCAUCCGUUUAGGCAGCGAACGAGGAUAAUAGCGUUGGAUUCUAAAUUUAACAUUAGUUAAUUCACUAGACUCGCCAUCUAAGAGUCACAUGACACCCGGAUUGUCCCAAAAUUUACAGUAUAAGCCUAGGGAAUAGUUUAACUAAAUUAUGUAAAAUAAACUAGAAAUAUAACAAAAUUAAAA
This is a messenger RNA of Drosophila takahashii, 1671 nucleotides long. RefSeq names its product purine nucleoside phosphorylase. The record is from RefSeq and is a predicted model, not a curated record. Gene Ontology annotation, cellular component: cytoplasm. Lineage: Eukaryota; Metazoa; Arthropoda; Insecta; Diptera; Drosophilidae. Gene Ontology annotation, molecular function: purine-nucleoside phosphorylase activity. Gene Ontology annotation, biological process: nucleoside metabolic process.